AUCUACCAACUGUCAACUAACAAUGAAACUUCAGAGAGUGUAAACAAUCCAAAAAUUCUAAAUUCGCCAUGUGCGUAUCGCUGAUGCUGUUUCUCGUUAUCAUAAGCGUCAUGGGAGAGGAAAUAGACCUCAGUAGCUACAGUUAUUGGUGCAAUUUGCCGGGGUACUCUGUGGUCGUGGCUAAGUUUGGUGCCGAGCAACACUUGCUAUGUCUGAAAAUGGUACCAAUAGUGUCAUCCCAGCUCACCAAAGUCUCGCGUGUCUACUUAGACCCAGACUUAGACGAAAGAGUGAUCAAAGCGUUCGUACCUGGCGAUGUGGCCUUGGCUUCAGGGUUCCCAUUGGUGGCGCCAUCUACCGGCUCCGCUGAGGGAUAUAUCGGACAGGAUGGCCAUUUUUACGGGGUCUUGCAUCUGGGUAACCGCACCCUGUACGCAGACCCUUACAACCAGGACGAUCCUCGCAAGCCUUUCGGCCCGUUCGAAGACGGCAGCUUCGUCAGUCAAGCACGUCCGCGCCGCGAAUUUGCACAGAAUGUCCGCUUCGACGCGAAAUCAAUGCUGGAGACAGAGGAUCCCCCGCCAGGCACGGCGCGGGCUCGAAUCUGCGACCUGCUGCUCCUGGCCGACAAGGAGUUCUUCGACAAGGACGCCCAUGGCAGCCUGAACCACGCCGUGAGCCGCAUGGUGCAUGCGGUGGCCCAAGCAGACAUCAUCAUAAGAAACGCGGACUUCGAUGAGGACGGUAUGCCGGAUAACAUUGGUUUCUCAGUGAAGUACAUCCUAGUCUUGGCAUCAGAAGAGACGAACGCGCGAGUGUUCGGUGACGCUGCGAAGCAUUCGAUAGACGGCCGAAGCUACCUCAAGCGGUUCUCGCGUCUGCGCCGAUUGAACGAGGUCUGUCUCGGCAUCGCGUUCUCGGGGCACUCGUUUCAGAACAGGACGCUUGGACUGAGCUUCACGUCGCUUGGCGGUGGGGUGGGCGGUUCAGCGGGAGGGCUGUGCGACCGCCGCAAGUUUGGGCGCUCAUUCAACACGCUAGCCAUCGCACACGCUACAGGAAGCGGCGACGAGCGAGUGCCCGAGCGCAUCGCCGCGCUCACGCUCGCUCAUGAGAUUGGCCACAGUUUCGGCGCCCACCACGACGACAACUUCCCGAACAAGCAAUGCCGGGGCUUCCUCAUGGGCGCUCAGUCCACUGCUGCAGAUAGUUUAACGCACUUUGAGUUCUCAUUGUGCAGCAAACGCCUUAUUGCUGCCACGCUCGACGCUGUGAGCCACUGUCUUUAUGAGGAGUGGCGAGCUUACUGCGGAAAUGGUAUAGUAGAAGAGGGUGAAGCAUGCGAUUGCGGCCUCCCUGUGCGUUGCGUGUUUAGCGACCCGUGCUGCACCCCUCGUACCGGCGGCGCGGAGCAUUUUGAAGAGGGAACACUGCACAAAGGCGGUUGCGCCGUGGCACCGACGGCGGCCUGCCAUCCUUCGCAAGGUCCGUGCUGCACGAGCAAGUGUCAGCACGCUAAUCUUACAGAAUUCGGCAUUGAUUGUUCGAGAUUAGGCCAAGAGUGUUCCUGUACGGAUCCGUCCUGUAGUUGCGGGCUGGACGGGCGCUGUCUCAGCGACGGCAGCUGCCACGCCGCGGAGUGCGCAGCGCAGGGCCUGCGCGAGUGCCAAUGCACCCCACAUGCACUGGGAGGCAGACUUCAAGAGGCCGGCAUGUGUGGCGUUUGCUGCGAACUACCGGGCUCUAUGCAGCGCUGCGUCACUGCUGAGAUCGCUGCGCAAGUUCGUAAGAUCAGUCCUCUAAAGUGGCUUCCCAACGACUACUCCGGCCCGAACCUAACCAUAAGACUGUGCGAGGCGUGCCAACCGACGUUCAUACGCGCGUGGCCUGUGGGCAGCUGGUGCGUGACGCAGAACGCCGUCGGUGUGUGCGAGAUGACCGGCGUGUGCGUGGCGAGGGACCGGCCGCGGUCCAACCUGUACCCGGACACAGUGAAAGUCGCAAUGAUGAGGCAAAGAGACUCCAAGAAUAAACAUACACAGCUACAAAUAUCACCCUCACUUGUGUUCUGCCUAUCGGUUUUCAUAAUGGUGAAAUAAAAAUAUGACUUUAUAA
This is a messenger RNA of Cydia pomonella (codling moth), 2115 nucleotides long. RefSeq names its product disintegrin and metalloproteinase domain-containing protein 10-like. The transcript has 14 exons. Gene Ontology annotation, molecular function: metalloendopeptidase activity. NCBI's taxonomy places the organism in Eukaryota, Metazoa, Arthropoda, Insecta, Lepidoptera, Tortricidae. Gene Ontology annotation, biological process: membrane protein ectodomain proteolysis; Notch signaling pathway. Bases 69 to 2099 code for a protein of 676 amino acids. The record is from RefSeq and is a predicted model, not a curated record. Gene Ontology annotation, cellular component: plasma membrane.